Messenger RNA from Capsicum annuum, 1326 nucleotides. Its product is annotated as TGACG-sequence-specific DNA-binding protein TGA-2.1. Gene Ontology annotation, biological process: DNA-templated transcription; regulation of DNA-templated transcription. Gene Ontology annotation, molecular function: sequence-specific DNA binding; DNA-binding transcription factor activity. NCBI's taxonomy places the organism in Eukaryota, Viridiplantae, Streptophyta, Magnoliopsida, Solanales, Solanaceae. The record is from RefSeq and is marked validated.
AAUUUUGUUUAAAAAAUGAGUCUUGAUACAGAAAAAUUGUUAUAAAAUAUUACUAGUAUUUUCUUGAGGUGUUUUUAUCAAUUUGAGCUUUUAGUUGUGGAUUCUUGAUGAUGCUGUGAAGAUUGGUACUUUCUGGGAUGCCAAGUUUCAUUUCUCAGAUACCAGUUUCAAAUCACAUGGGCACCGAAGGGAACAAUACAAAUACUUCUCGAAUGUCUGAAUUUGGGGUGCUUGAGCAAUAUCUUGGAUUCCGUAUUGGAGAUGGUUCUAAUGCUAAUCGAAGUCCCCUAUUUAAUUCAACAUCUGCAACUAAUCCAGCAGUGGGCUUUGACGUCUCUGGAACCAUCAAUAGGAAUUUAGCCCCUUCAAAUACAAGUUUGUCUGCUGCUGCUCCGGGAUCUCAGAUAUUACAAUUGCAAUCAAGUGUAGUUCCUGUAUCCUCUAAUCCUGAGAAUUGGGGCGAGUCCAACUUGGCCGAUUCUGGUUCUCGCACUGAUACUUCAACUGACAUGGAUGGAGAUGAUAGAAAUCAACGGAUUGAGACAGGUCAAUCCAGGACUAUUGCAGCUUCUGAUUCCAGUGACAAAUCAAAAGAAAAAGUCUUGGAUCAGAAGACAUUACGAAGACUCGCACAAAACCGUGAAGCUGCUAGGAAAAGUAGAUUGAGGAAAAAAGCAUAUGUUCAACAGCUGGAGAAUAGCCGUCUGAAGUUAUCGCAGUUGGAACAGGACCUUCAGCGAGCACGUCAACAGGGGAAGUACAUUUCAAACAUGGGAGAUCAAUCAAACGGAGUGGGUGCCAGUGGGACCUUAGCAUUUGAUGCAGAAUAUAGUCGAUGGUUAGAAGAACACAACAAGCACAUCAAUGAGUUGAGGAACGCUGUUAAUUCACAUGCAAGUGACCCUGAACUGCGAAGUAUUGUGAAUAACGUCACUGCACAUUUUGAUGAGGUUUUUAGGGUGAAAGGAAAUGCAGCCAAGGCGGACGUAUUCCAUGUCUUGUCAGGGAUGUGGAAAACCCCUGCCGAGCGGUGUUUUAUGUGGAUUGGUGGCUUCCGCCCCUCGGAACUUCUUAAGCUUCUGGUCACUCAGUUAGAGCCUCUGACCGAGCAACAGUUAGCUGGCAUUUACAACUUGCAGCAGUCAUCCCAUCAAGCUGAAGAUGCUCUCUCACAAGGUAUGGAGCAGUUGCAACAAUCUUUGGCGGAGACGUUAGCCAAUGGAUCUCCUGCCACUGAAGGGUCAUCAGGAGAUGUUGCUAAUUACAUGGGUCAGAUGGCAAUGGCUAUGGGGAAACUAGGGACUCUCGAUGGUUUUCUCCGUCAGG